This is a messenger RNA of Marchantia polymorpha subsp. ruderalis, 896 nucleotides long. The record is from the annotation of a GenBank genome assembly. Lineage: Eukaryota; Viridiplantae; Streptophyta; Marchantiopsida; Marchantiales; Marchantiaceae.
CUGGAAGAAAACAUUCGUACCACCUCCAAUCUCGACCUGAAGCUGAAGCUGAAGUUUGCAACACUCCAGCGACUCCAAUGGCUUCCGUCGUAGCUUCCUCUGCCAUUGUCACCCCGGUCUCAGCUUUGGCUGCGUCCACCAGCACCUCGUCGGCCGAGGUCGUGUCUGUCAAGGCCUUCUCAGGCCUCAGGGCCGGCGCAUUCGCAGGCAAGGCCGAGUGGCAGAAGAAGACCAUCACCAAUGGCAGCCGCAUCAGUUGCAUGCAGGUAUGGGAGCCCUACAACAACCUCAGGUUCGAGACUCUCUCGUACCUGCCGGCCCUGAGCCAGGAUUCUCUGGCCAAGCAGAUCGACUACAUGAUCUCCAACAACAUGAUUCCGUGCAUCGAGUUCGACACUCAGGGAGUGGUGUUCCGCGAGUUCAGCAGGAUGCCCGGCUACUACGACGGCCGAUACUGGACCAUGUGGAAGCUGCCCAUGUUCGGGUGCAAGGACUCGUCGACGGUGUUGGGCGAGGUCGAGGAAUGCAAGAAGUUGUACGGUGACAAGUGCUUCAUCAGGGUGCUGGGAUUCGACAACAUCAAGCAGGUCCAGUGCUCUGCCUUCAUCGUCCACAAGCCCGGCCAGUAAACGGGACUCGCCGAUCUCUCGACGAGUGUGUCGAAGGUAAUUGAACUCGGGGGCCCGGUAGGUGGGCGGAGUCUGUAGGUCACAGGUAAUGACGCUGUGGAAUUAAGAUCCACUUCUGCAUAGUUUGGGAGGAUGCCAAGCUUUGGGUAUAGAAGUAUGUCUCUGUAGCGCGUCAAACUCAUUAUUGCUGAGGAAUUUAUUCUUGCGGGAUUCUGAAGCCCUUAUCUUUCGUCUGUAAACUGCUUGUUUCAAAUUUUGGAAAUCACG